This is a messenger RNA of Coffea arabica (coffee), 6521 nucleotides long. The record is from RefSeq and is a predicted model, not a curated record. NCBI's taxonomy places the organism in Eukaryota, Viridiplantae, Streptophyta, Magnoliopsida, Gentianales, Rubiaceae.
GAAAAUAUUAAAAAAAAAAGGAAAAGAGCGAGAGAGACAGAGAGGGGCGCGAGACGUUGCAGAAACAACAAAGGUUGCAGGAACAACAGCGACGUUACGACGCUGCAUAGAUCUUCACGACCCAGUACCACCUCCGGUCGUCCCUUCAACUACAGCCGCUAUGGCGAUCAUGGCGCAGAAGAAUUCAAUUUUGCAAUGCGGGAAUGAGCUAAUUUACACGUUGAUUUGUUAGUGCCUUCUGGUCUUAAAUUUGCGGAAAUGGAAUCGUUGAUCGAGCUGUGUGACUUAAUUGCUGAAAAACCCGAGCAAUUCGCUGACAAGUUGGUCUGGAUAUGCGGCCGGUGUCCUUCGGCGGAGUCUCUCCUUACCGGAUCUCCUAGGGUUUCGAGAUCUCAGCUCAAUGCCGUCCUGGCAGUGGCUCGUUUCCUCUCCAAAUGCCCAAAUUACGACGAUCAACGGCCUAAAUCCCUCCUCCUUGCCUUCUAUCGCGCAAUUCCAUCCUCUUUCACCCCUUCUUUCUGGCCCCAAUCAUUUGGCAAUGACGCGAUUGCCUCCUUCUUUAACGACUACUUUGCUUAUAUGUGUAGAGCUGCGGAGUCAGCCUCUGAUUUUGCAACUGACAUUGCUGGCUUCACUGGAGAAAUUGUGAUCUCUGCCACAGGCAAUGUCUCUGGGGAUUUGGGGAUUUCCAGGGUUUUCUUGAACGCCUUGGCCUUGAAUUUCCCGCCCAUUCUUUCGUCUGAUGCUAACAGGUUAGUUUCGUGUCUUCUUGAACGGCUUGAAAUCAUGGUUCCCAAUUCACCGAGGGAGCUUAUUUCUUCCGAGGCUGCUUCAAGUCAGAGUUCACCCUUGAGUUUGAACCAUUUUCCAUAUCACUCUAAUGAGAGGGCAAGUCCAGGGAAUGAGGUGAGUAAUGCCUCCGGAUCAUCUGGCAGCGUUGCUGAUGAUGCGUCGUCAUCAAAGGGAAUUGUGACCAAUGGGGGCAGCGCUGGCUGGAAGAGCAAUGUGGAUAUCUUGAACGUAAGCACAGGGCUAAAUGAUGGCGGUGGAGGCAAGGGAAUUCUUAUAUCUUUUGAGCAAGAGUCCUUGGAGAACCUUGAAAAACAGGAAAUUGCUUUUAAAUUGAUAAGGCAUAUAUUGGAUAAGGCCACGGUUGAUUCCAAGCUUUUGGAACAAGUGAGACUUGUCACAAAGGAACAACUCCAAUCAAUGUUAGCAUUUUUAAAGAUAAGAAAGCGUGACUGGUCUGAACAAGGGCAUUUAUUGAAAGCAAGAGUCAGUACCAAGCUAUCUGUUUACCAAGCAGUGGCUAAGUUACAGAUUAAGAUUCUUGCAUCUGUUGACCUUGACGGAAAGUCAUCAAAGAGGUUCUUGCAUGGAACUCUUGCAUUGUUGAUAGAGGCUGCUGAGGCAUGUUUAUUUUCAGUGUGGCGGAAGUUGAGGAUUUGCGAGGAGCUAUUUGGCUCUUUACUCGGUGGAAUUUCCCAAGCUGCUGUUGCACGUGGUGGCCAGCUGUUGCGAGUUUUGCUUAUUCGUUUCAAGCCCCUAGUGCUGACUACUUGUAUUCAGGCUGACACUUGGGGCAGCAGCCAGGGUGCAAUGUUUCAGAGUGUCUUGAAAGCAACUUGUGAAAUAAUUGAAUAUGGAUGGAUCAAGGAACGGCCGCCUGUGGAUACUUUUAUAACGGGAUUAGCUACUAGCUUUCGUGAACGUAAAGAUUAUGAAGAAGAGCUUCAGCAAUCGCAUGAUGCAAAAGAUAAGCAGGCAGCUUCUGCUGGGCAACUUAACAUGAUUCGCUUACUUGCGGAUUUAAAUGUUUCUGUUAGCAAGCCUGAAGUGGUUGACUUGAUAUUACCACUAUUUAUUGAAAGUUUAGAAGAGGGAGAUGCCUCGGCCCCAGGCCUACUGAGACUCCAGCUUCUUGAUGCUGUUUCUCGCCUGGCGAGUUUAGGUUUUGAGAAAUCUUAUCGUGAAGCUGUUGUUCUAUUGAUCCGAAGCUACUUAAGUAAACUCUCUGCUGUUGGCUCUGCUGAAAGUAAAACUGUGGCACCAGAAGCCACGACAGAACGUGUUGAGACUCUUCCUGCAGGAUUUCUUGUGAUUGCUGGUGGCCUAACCGAUACCAAAUUGAGGUCAGAUUUUCGUCACCGUCUGCUAUCUUUGUGUUCAGAUGUAGGCUUAGCUGCUGAAUCCAAAAGUGGAAGGAGUGGAGCAGAUUUUCUCGGUCCUCUACUCCCUGCUGUGGCUGAAGUAUGCUCGGAUUUUGAUCCUACUAUAGAUGUGGAACCUUCACUCUUAAAAUUAUUUCGCAAUUUGUGGUUCUAUAUAGCUCUUUUUGGGCUAGCUCCUCCAAUACAAAAAGGUCAGGUGACGACAAAGUCAGUGUCCACUUCUCUAAAUAGUGUAGGUAGCAUGGGUGUAAUUGCAGUCCAGGCUGUUGGUGGACCGUACAUGUGGAAUGCUCAGUGGGCUUCUGCAGUUCAGCGCAUCUCUCAAGGGACUCCACCCCUAGUUGUUAGCUCUGUAAAAUGGCUUGAAGAUGAGUUGGAACUUAAUGCUCUUCAUAACCCGGGUAGCCGGCGAGGUAGUGGCAAUGAAAAAGCUGCUGUAAGCCAAAGAUCUGCUCUUUCAGCUGCUUUAGGCGGGCGCGUGGAGGUUUCGGGAAUGGGCACAAUCUCAGGUGUCAAGGCAACUUAUCUUUUAGCUGUAGCGUUUCUAGAGAUAAUCAGAUUCAGUAGUAAUGGUGGCAUGCUCAAUGGUAGCCCUAAUUCAACGGCUUCUCGAAGUGCCUUCAGCUGUGUCUUUGAGUAUUUGAAAAGUCCAAAUCUCAUGCCAGCUGUCUCUCAGUGCUUGACAGCAAUUGUUCACCGGGCCUUUGAAACAGCAAUACUUUGGCUGGAUGAACGGGCUUCUGAGACUGGUCAUGAUGCUGAGAUUAGAGAAUCUGCCCUUUCCAUCCAUGCAUGUUUUCUUAUAAAAAAUUUGUCUCAGAGGGACGAGCAUAUUCGUGAUAUUUCAGUAACUUUAUUGAAUCAACUCAGAGAUAAGUUUCCGCAGAUUUUGUGGAAUUCUUCUUGUUUGGAUUCCCUACUUUUUUCUAUCCACAAUGAUCCGCCAUCAGCUGCCGUUCACGACCCUGCUUGGGUUGCUACUGUCCGUUCUUUAUACCAGAAAAUUGUUCGCGAGUGGAUAGUUAUUUCACUCUCAUAUGCGCCAUGCACGAGUCAGGGCCUUCUUCAGGAGAAGAUCUGCAAAGCAAACAAUUGGCAGAGAACACAGCCCACUGCUGAUGUGGUUUCUCUAUUAUCUGAAAUUCGGAUUGGUACUGGCAAAAAUGACUGUUGGAGUGGAACGAAAACUGCAAACAUUCCUGCAGUCAUGGCUGCUGCUGCUGCAGCUUCUGGAGGCAACUUAAAAUUGACAGAGGCAUUCAAUUUGGAGGUUCUUAGCACUGGUAUAGUUAGUGCAACGGUUAAAUGUAACCAUGCUGGUGAAAUUGCUGGAAUGAGAAGGUUAUAUGAGAGCAUUGGUGGCCUCGACCCUAAGCCCGUUACAACUGACCUUCCAGCUUCUGAUUCUGAAAUGCUGUCCCAAAAUUUACAUCCCAAAAAUGAAUCCUUCAAUGAAGUAUUACUUACCAAAUUUGUGCGUCUGCUUCAACAAUUUGUCAAUACAGCUGAGAAAGGUGGCGAAGUGGACAAAUCAUCCUUUCGGGACACUUGUUCUCAAGCGACUGCAUUGCUUCUUUCAAAUCUGGAAUCUGACAUGAAAUCGAAUAUAGAGAGCUUUUCACAACUUCUGCGCCUUCUUUGCUGGUGCCCUGCUUACAUUUCCACGCCUGAUGCCAUGGAAACUGGUGUGUUUGUCUGGACAUGGUUAGUUUCUGCAGCGCCUCAGUUGGGUUCCCUUGUCCUUGCUGAACUUGUUGAUGCAUGGUUGUGGACCAUUGAUACCAAACGAGGCCUUUUCGCUUCUGAGAUGAGGUGUGCUGGACCGGCUGCAAAGCUAAGGCCUCACCUUUCUCCAGGGGAGCCAGAACUGCAGCCUGAAAAGGACCCUGUUGAACAAAUUAUGGCUCACAGAAUAUGGCUUGGUUACUUUAUUGAUCGUUUUGAGGUAGUUCGGCAUGAUAGCGUGGAGCAGCUUUUGUUACUUGGUCGAAUGUUACAAGGAUCUACAAAACUUCCUUGGAACUGCUCACGUCAUCCUGCUGCUACUGGAACCUUUUUCACACUUAUGCUUCUUGGGCUGAAGUUCUGUUCAUGCCACUUACAGCGCAACCUUCACAAUUUUAGAACAGGGCUUCAGCUGCUGGAAGACAGGAUUUAUCGGACUUCAUUGGGUUGGUUUGCUCAUGAACCUGAAUGGUUUGAUGGGAAUAACAACACCUUUUCCCAAAGUGAGGCUCAAUCUCUUUCCAUGUUUGUUCACCAGCUUUUGAGUGAGCGGAUGGAUUCUACCCAGUCUGAUCCUAAAGGACGGGUGCCUGAAAAUGGGAACUCGGUAAAUGGCGUGAAGGAACAGUAUCAUCCAGUCUGGGGCCAAAUGGAGAACUAUGCUGUUGGAAGGGAAAAACGAAAGCAGUUGCUUCUGAUGCUAUGUCAUCAUGAGGCUGAUAGGCUUGAAGUUUGGGCACAGCCUGUUGGCUCAAAGGAAAGUGCAUCUCGUCCAAAAGUUAGCUCUGAAAAAUGGGUUGAAUAUGCGAGGACUGCCUUUUCUGUUGAUCCUCGAAUCGCUUUAUCCUUGGCUGCAAGAUUUCCAGCUAAUGGUGUUCUGAAGUCUGAAGUGGCACUGCUUGUUCAAACAUAUAUAUUGGAGAUCCGCAGCAUACCUCAGGCAUUGCCUUUUUUUGUUACCCCAAAAGCUGUAGAUGAAAACUCUGCCCUUCUGCAACAGCUGCCUCACUGGGCAGCUUGUUCAAUAACACAAGCUUUGGAAUUCCUAACUCCAGCUUAUAAGGGACAUCCACGUGUUAUGGCUUAUGUUCUUAGGGUGUUGGAAUCUUAUCCUCCUGAGCGAGUAACAUUCUUCAUGCCUCAGUUGGUGCAGUCUUUAAGAUAUGAUGAAGAGAGGCUUGUAGAAGGAUACUUGCUUAGAGCUGCUCAAAGAAGUGAUAUAUUUGCGCAUAUACUGAUAUGGCAUUUACAGGGGGAGACUAGUGUGCCAGAAUCUGGAAAAGAUGCUGUUUCCACAAAAAAUAAUUCAUUUCAAGCACUGUUGCCUGUUGUGAGGGAAAGAAUUAUUGAGGGUUUCACACCUAAGGCCCUGGACUUAUUUAAAAGAGAGUUUGAUUUCUUUGACAAAGUCACAUCUAUCUCUGGGGUCCUAUUUCCUGUUCCAAAGGAGGAACGACAAGCUGGUAUUCGGAGGGAGCUGGAGAAAAUUCAAAUGGAAGGGGAUGACCUCUAUCUUCCUACUGCCACAAAUAAACUUUUGAGGGGUAUUCAAGUUGAUAGUGGAAUUCCAUUGCAGUCAGCAGCAAAAGUUCCCAUUAAGAUCACAUUUAAUGUUGUGGACCGGGAUGGGGAUCCCAAAGAUAUAAAGCCUCAAUCUUGCAUAUUCAAGGUUGGAGAUGACUGCCGGCAAGAUGUUCUUGCUUUGCAAGUUAUAUCACUUCUAAAAGACAUAUUUGACAGCGUCGGAAUCAAUUUAUAUUUGUUGCCCUAUGGAGUUCUUCCUACUGGCCCUGAGAGAGGAAUAAUAGAGGUUUGUCGAAAUACACGAAGCAGAAGUCAAAUGGGUGAGACAACUGACGGUGGUUUAUAUGAGAUCUUUCAGCAGGAUUAUGGACCUGUUGGUUCUCCCAGUUUUGAAGCUGCUCGUGAGAACUUCAUCAUCAGCAGUGCUGGUUAUGCAGUAGCAAGCUUGUUGCUUCAACCCAAGGAUAGACAUAACGGCAAUCUACUCUUUGACAACGUGGGGAGACUUGUUCACAUCGAUUUUGGUUUUAUUUUGGAAACUUCCCCUGGUGGAAAUAUGCGAUUUGAAAGUGCCCAUUUUAAAUUGAGUCAUGAAAUGACUCAAUUAAUUGACCCAUCUGGUGCAAUGAAAAGUGACACUUGGCAUCUUUUUGUGAGUUUGUGUGUGAAGGGUUAUCUUGCUGCUCGGCGUUACAUGGAUGGGAUUGUGAACACAGUCUUGUUAAUGUUAGAUAGCGGAUUGCCUUGCUUUAGCAGGGGUGACCCUAUCGGAAAUCUUAGAAAGAGAUUUCACCCUGAGAUGAGCGAUCGUGAGGCUGCCACUUUCAUGAUCCGGACGUGUACAGAUGCCUACAAUAAAUGGACAACUGCUGGUUACGAUUUGAUUCAAUAUUUGCAGCAGGGUAUAGAGAAGUGAGGAAUUAUUGUGUGGAUCUUCUCCGCUGUAAUUUUCCUAUCAUUUUGUUGCUCAAAUCGUACUGGCAAAUUUUUUGGAGGGAUUGCGAGAAUGUGUGUUAAUAAUGCGCUGAGUCUUUGUAGAGGUGUGUAUAUUCCUAUUGUCUGUGAAAAUGAAGAAGAAGAUCUUGCACAUUUGUUGUGGAA